AUGGUGGGGGCAUCCCCAGGGCUCACCAUCCCAGUGGACAUCCCCCCCUUCCACUUCCAGCCCCGCCGGAUCAGUGUGGACUGGCGUCGCUUCAGUGCCAUCGACGUGGAACGGGUGGCCCGGGAGGUAGACGUGGCUGUGCUGCAGGAGCACAUUGCCAGCAUCACCUUCUGUAACCUGGACGGGGAGCAGUGCCCCCACUGCGGGCAGCCGGCAGACCCUGUCCUGCUCAAGGUGCUCAGGAUGGCCCAGCUGAGCAUUGAGUACCUCCUGCACUGCCAGGAGCACCUGGGGACCAGCCUGGCCAUGCACACCCAGCGCCUGGAAGCUGCCCGUGUGGAGCUGGCUUCCACCCAGCAGCAGGCAGCAGAGCAGGCGGUGCAGCUCCAAGUGUCAAAAGAGGAGAGCAGAAGAUGGAAGAAGUUACUUGCCAUACAGCAGCCCCUUUUGCAAGCUGGCCCCAACACCUAUUGCAAGUGCCACCUCUGUGAUAAAGCCUUCAUGAACAGCUCCUUCCUGCAAGCCCAUGUGCAGCGCCGGCACGCAGAGACCACCGAGAAGGGUGAGCCCUGGGACAAAAGGAGGAAGAUGAAACAGGUGGAGCAAAUGGAGGAUGAGGUGGAGGAGCUGAAAGCAAAAUUGAGGGAGAUGCAGAAGCAGCUGGAAGCAGUGAGAGAUGCGGAGAAGCUGUACAGGGAGCAGGAAACAGAGAGAGCUCACCAGCAAGAAGAGGAAGGCUGGAAAUAUUUGGAAAGGUGGAAAGAGGAGGAGAGGACAAAGCUGUAUGAAGAGAUAGAUGGCCUGAAGCAGCUCUUCCUCACAGCAUUCAAAGACAUGGCCAGCAGGAACAGUGCCAUGGAGGGGAAACUGCAGGAGCUUUAUACUAGAGAGGUGUUGAGAUCCAACCUGGGAACCCUGCGGGAUGAUGACAGCGAGGAGGCAUUGUGGCAGGCAUCAGGCUGGGCAGAGCGGGAGAGGAUGGCAGUGCAGAUCAAGCUGCUCUCUGCAGGAAAACCUGAAGUGACCCAGGACAUGACCAAAGUGGAAGCUGAUGAAGAGUCAGCAGGCAGUGAGGAGGCCACCCAGGGUGGGAAGCACAGGCUGCUGGAAGCCCUGCGGAGAAACCCAAACCUCCUGAAGCGGUUUCGCCACAUCCUGGGAGAAGUGCUGGAGGAAAAGCUGGAAAGCAUGGGGAUCAAGAGGGUUGCAAAGGGAAUCUCCACUCGGACCUACAAAAGACUCCAGGCUCUGGUCAGGCUUCAGCAGCAACGGAAGGCUGCAAGAUUUCCUGGUCUCCUCCACCUGAGGGAUGAGUUGGUCCGAGCACUGAUGGGGAAAGUCAGGCGAUGCAAGAAGUCCAGCAGUGCUUUGCCUCGACAGCUCUCUGCCAUCCCAGCUCAAAGCCUGAAGACCCCCAGGUCCCUUCGUGGGUCAAGGCCCAUGAGUAUACCAGCUGCAGGAGAGCCGGAAGCCACAGUGAUCCUUCACCCGGUGUCUUGGAGCAGAGCCCUCUCCACGCACAGCCCCUCAAGGACUCCUUGGGGCACUAUGGGGACCAGCAGACCCCACCGAGUUAUCCCACAGAGGAGCUCAGAAAUGAUGCUGGGAGCGAAGCAGCUCAGCUUGUCCCCCAUGAAGCCAAUGCUCUCUGCAGUGAUGCCGGGUGAUGAGGCUGACUCUGAUGGGUCAGACCUGGACUCGCUGGAGGAAACAGCUGGUUCAGGUACCACCCGUUCUUGUAGCAACUGCUGUGGGUCAGUGAAGGGGUGGGAACAACCCAGAGGGAAACCGGACUGUCUAGAGGAUGCAGGGAACCCCACAAGACCCAAAGGGCUGACAAACAUAAGAAGGAAAGCUUGUUUUAACAGUCGGCUGUAUGCUGCAAAACCUGGUGUGAACCACAUGCAGGAGAUGAUGUGGGGACUGUCCUGUGUCCCCUCAGGGAACUGA
Molecule: messenger RNA, 1950 nt
Organism: Melopsittacus undulatus (budgerigar)
Lineage: Eukaryota; Metazoa; Chordata; Aves; Psittaciformes; Psittaculidae
Gene: DZIP1L
Product: DAZ interacting zinc finger protein 1 like
Exons: 12
Coding region: 1-1950 (649 amino acids)
Biological process (GO): cilium assembly
Cellular component (GO): ciliary basal body; cytoplasm
Source: RefSeq, a predicted model, not a curated record